AUGCGGCCCCCCGCGCCGCCCACCGUCCUGCUGCCGUCGGAGCGCGCCGUGGUGCUGCUGUCGUGCGCGCUGUCGGCGCUGGGCUCCGCGCUGCUGGUGGCCACGCACGCGCUGUGGCCGGACCUGCGCAGCCGCGCGCGGCGCCUGCUGCUCUUCCUGUCGCUGGCCGACCUGCUCUCGGCCGCCUCCUACUUCUACGGGGCGCUGCGGGACUUCGCGGGCUCCUCGUGGGACUGCGUGCUGCAGGGCGCGCUCUCCUCCUUCGCCAACACCAGCUCCUUCUUCUGGACCGUGGCGAUCGCCCUCUACCUCUACCUCACCAUCGUGCGGGCCGUGCGCGGGCCCGGCGCCGACCGCCUGCUCUGGGCCUUCCACGGCGUCAGCUGGGGCGUCCCUCUGGUCAUCACGGCGACCGCGGUGGCCCUGAAGAAGAUUGGCUACGAUGCCUCGGACACCUCUGUGGGUUGGUGCUGGAUCGAUCUGGAGGCCGAGGACCGCCUGCUGUGGAUGCUGCUCACCGGGAAGCUGUGGGAGAUGCUGGCCUACGUGCUGCUGCCUCUGCUGUACCUCCUGGUCAGGAAGCACAUCAACAGAGCGCAUGAAGCGCUCUCCGAGUACCGCCCCAUCUGCGAGGGCCCCCACCUGCACCUGCGCAGCAUGGCUUCCGUGGCUGACAAGAAGCUGAUCCUCAUCCCGUUCAUCUUCAUCUGCCUCCGGGUGUGGAGCACCGUGCGCUUCGUCCUGACCCUCUGCGGCUCCCCGGCGGUGCAGACGCCCGUGCUGGUUGUUCUACACGGCAUCGGGAACACCUUCCAGGGAGGAGCCAAUUGCAUCAUGUUUGUCCUCUGCACCCAGGCCGUGCGCUCGCGCCUUGUCUCCCUCUGCAGCUGCCCCUGCCGUGCCGAGGGCCAGGCCCCCCCUCCUGGGGCACCCGAGCCCCCCAAGCCCGGAGCCCAUCAGGGGUCCGCCCACCCCUGAACCGUCCUCCCCGUGGUGCCCCAGCCAGUCAGGAGGCUGAGAUCUGAGAAUCGAGCUCAUCCACCAGAACUUUCCUCAUUCCAGAAGACCCAUUUUCUGUUAGAUCACCAGAGCUAAGGAUGGAAAAAUGUCCCGUGGGAGGGGCCCGCCCCCAUAGUCGGCUUCCCACCAGAUUCUGCCACUCUGCAAAACUGAAAUGAUUUCCUGAUCCUUGUAAAAUGGCUCUGGAUUCCACCCAAAUCCGUGCUGGAUUCCUGACUCAAAAGCAAAGCGUCCCCGGGAAAGAACUCGCCACGUCGAGAGCAGGGCUACCGUGCUCACACAUGGACUUCCUCUGGAAACAUUUCUUCAUGAUCCCCAGCAUUUAGAGAACCUUGCUUCCCUGACAGUUGGCAUUUUCACAAGAAACAGCCUCCAUGGGGGACCCUAGCCAGGAACACAUGCUUACUACAACGGAGUAAAGGAGCUGCGUGUGAGUCAAGACUUCAGACAUUAGAAUGAACCACGAUUGGGCACCAGAGCCCCCGGCUGCCUGGCAGCCAGCCCUGGGCCGGGGCCUGGGACCUGGGCCCCAGCCUGGCUGUGCUCACAAAGCCUGUAGAGGGGAAUGGGGCCCAGGUUUCCAUUCUACUUGCCGAUGCCCCUUGCUAGGCUGCCAACGUUGUUGUUGUUGUUAUUAUUAUUAUUGUUAUUAUUAUUGCCCAUACUGGGACUUGAGCUCAAGGUCUU
Messenger RNA from Dipodomys spectabilis (banner-tailed kangaroo rat), 1707 nucleotides. RefSeq names its product G protein-coupled receptor 157 (gene Gpr157). Bases 1 to 978 code for a protein of 325 amino acids. Gene Ontology annotation, cellular component: plasma membrane. Gene Ontology annotation, molecular function: G protein-coupled receptor activity. Lineage: Eukaryota; Metazoa; Chordata; Mammalia; Rodentia; Heteromyidae. The record is from RefSeq and is a predicted model, not a curated record. Gene Ontology annotation, biological process: adenylate cyclase-activating G protein-coupled receptor signaling pathway; cell surface receptor signaling pathway. The transcript is spliced from 5 exons.